Messenger RNA from Ilex paraguariensis (yerba mate), 1140 nucleotides. NCBI's taxonomy places the organism in Eukaryota, Viridiplantae, Streptophyta, Magnoliopsida, Aquifoliales, Aquifoliaceae. The record is from the annotation of a GenBank genome assembly.
GGGAAACUUCGAAUAAGGAAAACCAAACCCAGUGGUUCAACUCCAAACAAUUGGCACCUUAUUUAGUUUAUGUUUUUGUUUUUGACCCUAGAAAGAUUUUCUUCAAGCCCACAAAUGGAGGAGGUUAGGGCUACCACAGCCUGGGUCGCUGCUCACUCUUCCCACGUCACCGUCGACUCCUCAGGCAUUGAGAAAGUAGCGGAAACUAUGAAAGAUUCGAUUCCUAAGGUGGAAUGGGAUUUCGAAGGAAUUCAUUAUUUUGAUAAUGGGCCGCUUACUGUUCAGUAUUUGCUUGUAUUGGAUACAUUGAAUUUCUGUUUCUGGCCAGACAAGGAUCUAAAUUAUGAUCAUUUGGCUAUGGGACUAAAGGCUGCUCUUCAAAAUGACGAGUGCGCAUUUGAUGCUGAUCGUCUACAAAAUUAUACUGGUCCCCAAUUACGUGAAUUGGUGAAAUGGCCUCGGCCACUUCCUCUGGAAGAUGAACGAAUCCGCUUAAUUCAUGAGGUUGGGUUUGAGCUGGAGAGAAGCUUUGAUGGGAAGGCAUCCAAUCUUGUGGAGUCAUGUAGCAAAUCAGCUGUAAAGCUUGUCGCUCUUAUUACUCGUCACUUUCCUGGGUUUCGAGAUCACACAGUGUACAAAGGGCACCAGGUUUUCUUGUAUAAAAGAGCUCAGAUAUUUGCCGCAGAUUUAUGGGGUGCGUUUAAGGGUCAAGAAUAUGGCGAAUUCAAUGACAUAGGUUCAAUUACCAUAUUUGCGGACUACAUAGUCCCAGCAGUGCUUCACCAGCUUGGAGUACUUAGAUAUAGUUCAGCUUUGGCAACCAUUAUUGAGACAAACAGUGAAAUUGUUUCGGGCAGUGAGGAGGAAGUGGAACUGCGAGCGUGCUCAGUAUAUGCUGUGGAGAAAAUGAGGGAGUUGAUCAGUAAAAAAUCAGGAAAGCAGGUGUUGAGUGUGGAACUGGAUCUUUGGUUGUGGUCUUUUGGCAUCCAAUGCCCAUAUCUCCAACACCAUCGGACACUCUCUAUAUAUUACUGAGCGGAUCAUAUGCUGCUAGUAGCUUCUGUCAGGAGAGAAGAAUGACAUUUUGGAAAUUUUGAGGUAGUUUAGUUGGACAGAUUACACAAUCAAUAUAUGAGAGAA